Messenger RNA from Pantherophis guttatus, 1771 nucleotides. RefSeq names its product SET and MYND domain containing 3 (gene SMYD3). Gene Ontology annotation, cellular component: nucleus. The record is from RefSeq and is a predicted model, not a curated record. Gene Ontology annotation, molecular function: protein binding; histone methyltransferase activity. Lineage: Eukaryota; Metazoa; Chordata; Lepidosauria; Squamata; Colubridae.
UCCGGUGGCGGGCAGAGCAGCGUCACGUGGGGAUGGAGGCGGGAAGCGUGCUGGUCUGCAGGCCGUUCCGUUUAUUCCCUGCUCUGCGCGCGGAGCGGCAAUGGAAAAGUUUGCAAGCCCGGGCAAAGGCAACGGCUUGCGCCUCUUGAAAGCGGUGAAACCGGGCGAGUUGUUGUACCGGGCGGCGCCCUUCGCUUACAUCGUCAGCAAGAAGCGCCUCGGAGGCGUGUGCGAACAUUGUCUGCGCAGAAAGGAACGGCUACUGAGGUGUUCUCAAUGCAAAGUUGCAAGAUACUGUGAUGCACACUGUCAGAAAGAAGCUUGGCAGGACCAUAAACGGGAAUGCAAAUGUAUUAAAGAUAUUGACCCUAAUUUUCCUCCUGACUCAGUGAGGCUUGUUGGCAGGAUUAUUUUCAAAAUAUUAAAACAAUCGGUAUGCCCAUCUGAAGAGCUGUAUUCUCUUUCUGAUCUUCAGUCAAAUGUUGAUGAAUUAAGUGAAGACAUGAAAGAAGGUCUCCGGCACCUUGCUAAGACUCUGCAGCUGUAUUUGAAGGUGGAAAUCCAAGAUGUUUCUCAGCUUUUGCCGGCCUUAGAUAUUUUUCAGAUCUUUGCAAAAGUGACCAGUAACUGUUUCAGCAUAAGCAAUGGAGAACUGCAAGAUGUUGGUGUUGGACUUUAUCCCAGCAUGUCCUUGUUGAACAACAGUUGUGAUCCUAAUUGUGUGGUCAUCUUUGAGGGUCCCCAACUCCACCUUCGGUCCAUUCGGGAAAUGCAAUUGGGAGAAGAGCUCACCAUCAGUUAUACUGAAACUGUAAUGCCCACUCCGGAACGUCAGCAGAAUCUGAAGCGUCAGUAUUGUUUUGAAUGUGAUUGCGUCAUGUGCUCCACACAAAGCAAGCAGGAUGCUGAUAUGUUAGCAGGUGAUGAGCAAGCUUGGAAAGAAGCCAAAGAAGUUAUAAAUAAAGUAGGAGCACCAAAGUCACGUGAAGAGUGGGAGCAAGUUCUGUUGUCCUGCCAGACGUUACUGAAGAGUAACACCUCUCGUCUCCCAGACACCAACAUCUAUCAGCUAAAAUUACUUGACCUUGCCAUGGAUGCCUGCAUAAACCUGGGCCUUUGGGAAGAAGCUCUGCAUUAUGGUAACCGAACUUUGGAGCCCUACAGGUUUUAUUAUCCCGGCUUCCAUCCUUUGAGGACUAUCCAGAUGAUGAGAGUGGCCAAGUUGCAGUUCCACCAGGACAUGUCCUCUCAGGCCCUUGAAACCUUGAAACAGACUUACGAUCUUAUGAAAGUGACUCAUGGGACAGAGCACAGCCUCAUGCAGAACCUGAUGAUACUUAAAGACGAGGUGGAGGCUGGCAUGCUGUUAAAAUAAAGAUGAUGUGCAAGAGACAACCUAGCAGAAGGACAACAAAAAGGAGACUCUGAAGAAAACAUGUAUCUCUCUCAACCAGACAUAUGGCAGUAAAAUCGUCAUAUAGAUGGAUAGAUUUCCUUUGAUCUGAACAUUGCAAAGAAAAAUAGUCUGGUUGUUUUGUUAUGUAAGAUGCGCAUUAUUACUUUUGCUAAUUCUACCAAUGAAAAUUUUCAACAGUCAGUAAUUCCAGCAGGAACUGCUUCCUGCUGAGAAGUGGGUUGAAAAGACACCAGGAAAAUUCCAAGCUACAGUUUGAUUGUAAUUGAAAGAAUACGAAAUGCUCAUUUGUAUAAGUCCAUUAUUAGAUGGGUAUAAAUUAAGAAUAUACAUCCAAAUACAUUGCAAGUAUUUGAA